Centruroides sculpturatus (bark scorpion) is the source of this 1742-nucleotide messenger RNA. RefSeq lists its product as uncharacterized. The transcript has 2 exons. The record is from RefSeq and is a predicted model, not a curated record. NCBI's taxonomy places the organism in Eukaryota, Metazoa, Arthropoda, Arachnida, Scorpiones, Buthidae. Bases 170 to 1348 code for a protein of 392 amino acids.
UGAUUUUAGAUAUACAGUACUUUACAAUUUAGAGAAAUAUAUCAAAGAACAAUUAAAAAGCUUUGAAGGUUCCAAAAACAGUGUAAAAAAUGCUGAUGACGUAAUCAACAUAAUUCAAAAAAUAAAAAAAGAAAAAACAGACACAUUGAUAAGUUUAGAUGUGAAAAAUAUGUAUCCGAACAUAAAAUGGGAAUUAAUAAAAAACAGCCUUACACAAUUAAAAAUUAAUCAAGCAUUACUAGAACUUAUAGAAUUUGCAUAUAAAAGAAAUUAUUUUGAAGUAUAUAAUAAUUUUUACAGACAAACAGAUGGCGUUAGCAUGGGGUCAAAGAUGGGGCCAAAACUUGCAGAAUUAGUAAUGAAAGAUAUUGACAAUAAAAUCAUGAACAUUCCUGGGGUAAAAACUGCAAUGAGAUACGUGGAUGAUUACUUAUUAAUUUUUAAUAAUAAAAUAACAAAUGACAAAAUAAUUUUAAAUACAAUAAAUAGCAUAAACGAGGAUAUAAAAUUUGACAUAGAAUUAGAAAAACACAAUAAAAUUCAUUUUUUGGACAUAACUAUAACAAAAGAAAAAGAAAAAUAUUCAUUUGAAACUUAUAAAAAACCAUCCAAUGUAAACAAAACAAUCAGUUACUAUUCAUAUAUCCCAGAAAGUAUAAAAAAGAAUACAUAUAUAAUGGAAUUAAAAAAGAUAUAUACUAGAACUACCAGUAAAAAGAAACGCAAAACUGAAUUAAACGAAUUAGAUGAUAAAUUUAUUCUUAAUAGUUAUCCAAAAAUCCUUUUAAAAAACUGGCAUACACAAUACUACAAUAAUAGAUUUAUAACAAAAAAUAAGAAAGAUAAAAAUUACAAACCCUUCCCUUACAUAGCUGAUAUUUAUAAUAAUAGCUCUAAAUGCCUUAAAAAAGACAAUAUAAUUUUGGCCCCAUCUUUGACCAAUAAAAUUUCAAAUAAAAUCUCAAAUAAAUUAGGAAAAUACAAAACCAAUACUGAUAAAUUGAAAAAAACUGGAACUGUUUACAAAAUUAAUUGCAACUGUCAAAAUCCUAAAGAAUACAUAGGUGAAACGGGUCGAACUUUGGAAUUACGGAUAAAAGAACAUGAAGCUGCCAUACGGUUAAAACAUGAUAAUUCACCUUGGUAUAACCACAUCAAAAAUAGUAACUGCAAAAUAGAUAGAAAUAAUAUUAAAAUCCUACACUGUGAGAAAAAUAUAUAUAAACGUAAAUUCAAAGAACAUAUAGAAAUAAUGAAAUACAGUGGUAAUAAUUUAAUAAACAUUUCCAAUGGCAUGCAAAUCGACCAGCAAUGGUAUAACAUGAUAGGGGGCGCAACAAGUCAAUAGUUUAUAUUUCUAAGAUUAUACAUUGUCGUGUAAAUGAAAAUUUUAUUGUAUGUUGAACCUUUUUAAAGUUUAUACAACGUAUACUACUCUGUUAUUGUUGUGACACUUUUAAAGAAAAACAUUUGUGUAGCAUAAUGGUACGGAUUUCGAUGUAAAACACCCUUAAGAGAAAAUUAUAAAUUUGAAAACAUUGUAAAUUGAUAGUACAAGUACUGUAAAAAAGAUGAAAGAACAUGAGGGAAAUCUUAAGGUAUUAUAAAGUGUCUUUUUAUGUCUUGUAAGCAUUUUCUACUAUAAAGUUGUUUUGUGUAAAUUCAAUAUGAAUUUGUUUUGUAGCACUGAAGAGGGGCAGGAAAAUUAAACUUGCCCGAAAUGCAUAUGUGAAAAACAAUAA